This is a messenger RNA of Ipomoea nil (Japanese morning glory), 3844 nucleotides long. Its product is annotated as putative late blight resistance protein homolog R1B-14. The record is from RefSeq and is a predicted model, not a curated record. Gene Ontology annotation, biological process: defense response to other organism. Gene Ontology annotation, molecular function: ADP binding. Lineage: Eukaryota; Viridiplantae; Streptophyta; Magnoliopsida; Solanales; Convolvulaceae. The coding region runs from base 170 to 3262 and encodes 1030 amino acids. The transcript is spliced from 9 exons.
ACUUUUUUGAUAGCUUGGCUUUAAACCUUUUGUAGAUCAGAGAGUUUUUAGAUAGUUUUAUGCGCAAUUCUGAAUUUCCAUUUGUAUUUUCGUUUUGCUAUUUGUAUUGUUUUCUACUGUAAUACAAUCCAACCAUGAAAUUACUGUGUUUAAGAACCUGUUAAACAUCAUGGUAUCACUGUAUCAGUAUGGGGAAACAACUCUUUUGGAUAAAGUUUCAGGAAGACUUUGGAGUUGUUCAAUGGCUUUUGUUGUCGUAACCUCUCUGCUAGAUAUGGUAGAACACCUUCUUCAACUCAAUCCAUCUCUGAUUCGUAAUGGUAAAGAAAUUUUUGUGUCAUUGUCGCACAUUAUUGUGUCAUUGUCGCACAAGCUCCGCUUUUUGCAAGCAUUUUUGGAAGAAUCUGGGAAGAAAACCAAGGAUCCUCGUGUUAAGGGAACGUUGGAAGCUAAGAUCCGAGAUGUAGCUGUUGAAGCAGAAGGGAAAAUAGAAUCUGAACUGAGAGAAAUUUAUUUGGCGGCUAAUAGGGGAGAUUGUGUAGAUGAGGCUUGUCAAGGUCUUCAUCAGACCUUGGAACAAAUAGUUAAAGAUAUUGAGCGAGUUCAAACGGGGAUUGAAUGGAAAGUGAGUACUGAUUCACAUGUUGGUUCAUCCCCAAAUGAUUUUAAGGAAGAGAAUGCCAUAGUUAGGGGUGCCUCCGAAAACGCUGUAGAGGCUGAGAAUGAAAUCAUUGUAGGGUUCACUGAAGACAUAGUGGAGUUAGUGGACAGGCUAAAGUCCAAGAAAGACGAAGUUAUUUCACUCGUUGGGGAAGGCGGCAUAGGAAAGACUACGUUAGCUAAAAUAAUCUUUGAGCAUGAAAAUAUCAUUGCUCAUUUUGGCAUUCGAGCAUCGGUUGUUGUGUCUCAAGAACCUAAUAUCAAAGAGAUGCUAAUUGGUUUGUUGCGUUAUAUUGUGCCGAUGACCAGUGAAAUCUCCAACAAAGACGAAACUCAGCUUAGAGAUGAACUGCACAAAAGAUUGAUGGAGCAUAAGUAUUUAAUUGUGUUAGAUGACGUAUGGACUACUUCAGCUUGGCAUGCCAUUGAAGGAUGUAUUCCACCAAAUAAGGAUGAUGGAAGUAAAAUCAUGAUUACUACUCGGAUCUAUGAGGUGGCUAGAUCUGUUAGUGAGCGUCCACACAAUAUGAAGUCCCAAACUCCAGAUAAAAGCUGGGAAUUAUUUUCGAGGAAGGUGUUUAGGGAAGGAUGUUUAUGCACCCCCAAGCUUGAGAAACUUGGGCGUGAAAUUGUAAAUUGUUGCGGUGGAUUACCGCUGGCAAUUCUUGUGAUUGCUGGACUUUUGUCUACAGUUAAAGGGUCACUGGAAAUAUGGACAGAUGUAUUAGAAGCUUUGAGUGGAAUGGAUGCAGAUAACAGAAUUUCAAAAAUACUAUCAUUGGGCUUUGACUACUUGCCAAGUCACUUAAAAGCUUGUUUUCUUUAUUUUGGAGUCUUUCCUGAAGAUAGUGACAUUCUUAUUAAGAAAAUAAUAAACUUAUGGGUUGCAGAGGGAUUUUUAAAACCAGAGAAGAAUAAGAGUUCAGAAGAAGGGGCAGAGAAUUGCUUGCUUGAUCUUAUUAACAGAAAUCUAGUUCAAUUUAGCGAACUAAGUAUUGACGGCAAGAUCAAGUCGUGUAAGAUUCAUGAUCGAUUACAUGAGAUUUGUGUCAGAGAAGCUAAAAGGGAGAAUAUUAUUUGUCUCCUUCAUGAAAAACAUGCUCCCAAAGAUGUUCGUUGGGUAAGUUGUCAAUCAAGUGGUUGGCCAUUCACUCCAGAAAAUUAUAAGACUCACACUUCCAAGGAAAUCCACUCCAUUUUCUACUUUGGUAAAGAGUUAUACCUUUCAAAAUGUAGAUUGGUAUUCCCGGAUUUGGUAUUGCUAAGAGUAUUGGAUUUAUCUUUAAUUAAAUGCUUGCAUGGCAUGCCUAAUGGAAUAGUGGAUUUGAUUCAUUUAAGAUACUUGGCUUUGAGCACUAUAGGUUCUUUUUAUAAGUUUCAAUUGUUGAAGCUUAAAAAUUUGCAAACUCUCAUUGUUUCUUCAUGGAUGGAAGAGUACCCUUUGCAAGUGCAAUAUGAUAUUUUGGAUUUGCCACAAUUAAGGCACUUGCGCCUUCAAAAGAGAUGUUCACAAUAUCUCCCAAGCGAGACUCGAAAAAAUCUGCAAACUCUUUAUUGGUUAAAAGUUACUAGCUCAGACCGAAAUCCAAACUUUGGAAUGGUUCCAAACUUGAAGGAACUUGGGAUUUACAUAGAAGGUGAACUAGUGUCUGGUUGCCUUGAGAACCUUGUCGAUUUAGAUCUGCUUGAGAAAUUAAAAUUUAGAAUUGGAAGGGUUGAGCGGUUUUGUCUUCCUACCAGCUUUCCAUCAAAGCUUAAGAAGUUGACACUCUGUAGUACAUAUCUUCCCUGGGAUGAGAUGGGCGUAAUUGGUAAGUUAUCUAACCUUGAGGUACUCAAAUUGAAAGAUUUUGCCUUUUGCGGCCCACAAUGGGAACCAAUAGAGGGGGAGUUUAAGAGAUUAAAGGUGCUUCUUAUUGCACGAUCAGAUCUUAAACGAUGGGAACCAAAUGUUCAUCAUUUCCCAAUUUUGGAGCGUCUAAUUCUAAGGUAUUGUUGGGACUUGAAAGAAGUUCCUAAUUGUUUUGCCAGAAUUGGAACAAUGAAAUUAAUUGUGUUAGACAGUUGUACUUCUUCUCUUGUGGGUUUUACAAAGAAGUGGUUAGAAGGGAUGGCAGAUUGUCCACUUCGUUUUCGUCAAGUUGGAAUUAAGGUUGAAUUGCCAGAUAAUGAAAGCUUUGAAGAAGUAACUGUAGAAAGCUCUGAAGAAGAAAGUGUGGAAAGCUCUAAAGAAGAAAGUGUGAAAAGCUCCAAAGAAGAAAGUCUGAAAAGCUCUAAAGAAGAAAGUGUGAAAAGCUCUAAAGAAGAAAGUGUGAAAAGCUCUAAAGAAGAAAGCGUGGGAAGCUCUAAAGAGGAAUGCAUGGGAAGCUGGAUGGUUGAAUUGCCAAAUAAUGAAAGCUCUGAAGAACUAAGUGUGGAAAGCUCUAAAAUAGAAAGUGUGGGAAGGUAUAAAGAAUUAAGUGUUGGAAGCUCUGACGAAUUGAGUGUUGGAAGCUUUGAUCAAGAAAGGUUGAAAGCUCGGAAGAGUGUGAGGAAAUAUCUAAAGAAGAAGGUGUCGAAAUCUCUGAAUGCAUUCAAAGAAUUGAUGAGGAAAGUGUUGUAAGCUCUAAGAAGAAAGUGAUUGAGGAAUUUGUUAAUUUUGGGCUUAUUAUAAACUUAUGAAAGCCAAGCUUGUAGGCUCCUGGGUGAAGUUAAUCAGGUCAUCAUUGCUGAAUAAGUUCUCUGUUGCUUUCAUGAGUUCAUGCACUGGCUAAUGUUGAUCAGUAUACCUCUCUUGUACAGUUUCAAUCCAGAUUGGUGGUUGGGAAUUUGUCUAACCAUGUUUAUGUAUAGAACUAAGAUGUUUUAUUAUCCCGCUUUUGGGAGAAAACAAACAGAGAGGAUUUCUUGCUGCAAUUCUUCAAGUGCAGCUCAGAGCCCCGGGUAACCAAUAGCCAGAUUGUGCUCCGGCUAAUACAGAGUUUAGCUUCUAUCAAAUCCCGUUUUGGGGAGCUCUGCCGAUCCCUGUUGUUUCAUUCACAUGGUUUGCAAUUGAGAAAAGGAAGAAAGCUUUAGAAGAACAUAAGGAGCAUUUUCUCCUAUUUGCUUUGACUCUGUUGCAUGCGGUGUUUUAAUGCCAAAACUGGUAAAUACUUUGAGAUGGUUUUUGCUAAUUGUUAACAAAUAUACAAAUGAUCAUUUUCUC